GCUGUCAUGUCUAGUUCUUUUGUGUGGUUUUGUUCGGGGUUAGACGUUCUGCGAUUAAAAAGAUGGCACAAAGGUCCCGGAGGUGCUUGACGUAUGUAGUUGGAAGUCAGAAGGACGAUCGUGUCCAACUAAGAAGGAAGCGGUUUUGCUUGGUGAUGUCUGUGGGAAAGAAAAUGUGGUAGUUUAUUGCGCCUCGUUGUGAAUGCUGCUUGCUACUACUGCCGAGGGAUUGACCAUCAAAGACGACCACGCAUAGCGCCUCGAUGCCUCGAUGCGAAUGUCACAGUCAGGCAUGAUACCUUUCUUUUCUGCCGCAUCCCCCCACAACUUGAAGUAUGUUCCGAUCUCCUCGUCCCUCCCCUCCUACGCAUCGACCCUGCCCUCUUUCUCCAACUCCUCCCUCUCCGCCUCCCUACCCCCAUCUUUGGGACUAAUCUGCACCGAAAGACUGAUCCCAGAGGGCGCGGUGGACCCCAAGUACAUCGAGGACAGCAUGUACACACCUGACACCGGCAGCUUCAUGCACCUCCACCUUGGCAUCGACGCCGAGGGGCUGCACGAUCUCGACAUACACUACUCGGUGGUAGAGUCGUGGACGGUGCCCAUCGACGCCCCGCAGAACAUGUUCAUCGUCAGCAUCCCCACGGUGCUCGACAAGUCACUCGCGCCCGAGGGCAAGCACCUGGUGCACAUCUACACGGCCGGAAACGAGCCCUACAAGCUGUGGGAAGGGAUGAAGCGCGGCUCCCCGGAGUAUGAGGCGCUGAAAAAGGAGAGGGCGGAGUGCAUGUGGAAGGCUCUAGAGAAGAUUAUCCCGGACGUGCGGCGACGGACAGAAGUAGAGCUUGUGGCCACGCCACUCACCCACGAGUUCUUCAACAGACGAUUCAAAGGGUUGCCGCUUGACUUCCGAGGCAUCAAGGAUCGUUGAUCUUUCUUUGCGUCUCACUACUCAACCGCAACGAAACCGCAAGGCUCCUACGGGCCUGGGUGGAGAGCGGGCAAAGCUGAGUUCCCCGGGUGCGUAACGCCUCUGAAAGGCUUGCUUCACUGCGGAGAUUCGACGCUGCCGGGACUGGGUUUGCCAGCGGUGGCAGCCAGUGGCAUGAGUGCCGCCAGGUGGGUAUCCUUUUCUUUUUUUGGCGGAUGUCAUGUCGCUGCCGGUGUGGUGAGGGAUGGCAAGCGUUAUGAUGCUUGAGGCAGCUGGAUGUCUAACACCAGGUUGCCGUCGCUUGGUUCUGGGGCGUUAGAUUGCAAAACUUACACAGCACAAUGUUCACGGGUCAUUGACACAAAGUACUACUCUUAUUUUGACGGUUUUGUCUUGUGUGCGUGUGCUGGUUCCGCUCCUCUCGUAUCCGCUUGUCUUUCUUGGCCUCGUGUUUCGCCUGGUGGUAUGUUCGUCGUGUGGCAGCACCCUGACCCCUGUGUGGAAGCAGCUGGGACUGCUCUGGGACAUGCAGAGGAGAGGGAUGAUCGACAGCAAGUUCGACGAUUUUUGAUUUGUUGGUAGCCGCGCUUACCACCACCCAAGUACGGUGCGCUUUGAUCCGACGGCGUUUUGUGUUUUUUGCCUCUCUUGGUUUUACAUGGAGAGCAUUAGAUAGAACUAGAGCCGAACGGGAGAAGCAAGAUGCGCUGUACCGUACGAAGUCACCACACGUGGCCAGGAAUAUCUCGACCUGCCUCAGAUCAUCUUGUCGGGGGUGCGGGGGGGUUGUUGCUGAUAUUUUGUUGUUGUGCCGCUUCCUUUCGAGACGGAACCCCGUGCUUGCUCGCAUUGUUGACAGACCCGAUGACGGAAGUUUCGCUGCAAUCGUUUCCGUGGGGACUCCUGGUGACGUUUUGUGCUUCCUUUCGAGCGCUUUCGUUCCAGCAGAAGCAGAAUUCUUAAUUUAGAAAAAAAAUAGUGCACUGAACAAACUCAAUCCGUGCCAAACGCUCUUACCCAGAAUUCUUGAUCUGUGAAGAAAACACACAUCACAACAUGCCCCAAGGAAUUUUCAAGUCGAAGGGUUGUCCUAUCUACGCAAUGCUAUAAUUGCUGAUGUUGUCGUUGUUGUCGUUGUUUGAAGGAACCAUCCAGACCAACGCGGACGGCGCCGUAGUCAGAUCCUGGGAAAAAAACGUAGUCCACACGGUAGGACGGGCGACAUGGUCACCCCGCCACCAGCAGCAGCA
Molecule: messenger RNA, 2181 nt
Organism: Ectocarpus sp. CCAP 1310/34
Lineage: Eukaryota; Phaeophyceae; Ectocarpales; Ectocarpaceae
Source: the annotation of a GenBank genome assembly